UAAAUAUCUCUGUUAACCUUAAUUGUCUUGCCUUCUAAUAUAAGCACCCCUUCUCUUCUUUCUUGAUCCUUUCCUCUCUCCCUCUUAUUACUCAAUCUUCAUAUUUCCAAUUUAUCUUCCAUCAAAGGAGCUACCUUGAGGUGUUCUUGAAUGUCAAGAGAAAGGGAGAGAUUGGAUGAGAUUGGGAAGAAAUUAAAGACAGAGAUAGAUGCAUCUUCACAGCUACAUAUGCAACAACAAAUGGGAAGAAGACAGAUAUUGGGGCCUACAGUAGGAACAACCUUAAACACAAUUACACCUUGUGCUGCUUGUAAACUUUUAAGAAGAAGAUGUGCUGAGGAAUGCCCAUUUUCUCCUUAUUUUUCCCCACAUGAACCCCAGAAAUUUGCUGCUGUUCAUAAAGUCUUUGGUGCUAGCAAUGUUUCCAAGUUGCUCCUGGAGGUACCAGUGGGGCAAAGAGCAGAUGCAGCAAAUAGUUUGGUAUAUGAAGCAAAUGUGAGGCUAAGGGAUCCAGUGUACGGAUGCAUGGGUGCAAUUUCAACUUUACAACAACAACUUCAAACUUUACAAGCUGAGCUUAAUGCAAUUAGGUCUGAGAUUCUCAGAUACAAAUAUAGAGAAGCCGCCAAUAGUCUUAUAGCAUCUAUUUCCACGUCCGUCGCUGAUCAGCUGCCCCAAGCUCCUCCUACUCCGCCGCCACCGCCGCCGCCACUGCCGUCUGUGGUGGUGGUCUCCUCCUCUUCUUCCACUUCCUCCGUUUCGUCUUUGUAUACGCCCCCUUCUAGUGCGGGGGCAAAUUUUAGUGCCGCCAUUCACAAUAAUAGCAUAUCGUAUUUUGACCAGUAAUUAACUGUGUCACAUGAAACAGAAUUGUUUUUAGUAUUGAGGAGAAUCAUUUGGAAAUUUUAGUUCACAAUUUUCAUGUCACAAAUUAGAGUGUUAUAUAUAUAGAAUUAGUUCAACCAUUUCUUAUAUGUCCAUUUGUGGCGAUAACAUGGAGAGCUUUUUUGAGAUUUCGAUGAAUUAUUUGUGUUGUUGAAA
Messenger RNA from Nicotiana attenuata, 1041 nucleotides. Its product is annotated as LOB domain-containing protein 15-like. NCBI's taxonomy places the organism in Eukaryota, Viridiplantae, Streptophyta, Magnoliopsida, Solanales, Solanaceae. The coding region runs from base 151 to 846 and encodes 231 amino acids. The transcript has 3 exons. The record is from RefSeq and is a predicted model, not a curated record.